This is a messenger RNA of Anopheles coluzzii, 3702 nucleotides long. RefSeq names its product serine/threonine-protein kinase grp (gene grp). Gene Ontology annotation, cellular component: cytoplasm. Bases 745 to 2301 code for a protein of 518 amino acids. Gene Ontology annotation, biological process: protein phosphorylation; DNA damage checkpoint signaling; microtubule cytoskeleton organization. The transcript has 8 exons. NCBI's taxonomy places the organism in Eukaryota, Metazoa, Arthropoda, Insecta, Diptera, Culicidae. Gene Ontology annotation, molecular function: ATP binding; protein serine/threonine kinase activity; tau-protein kinase activity. The record is from RefSeq and is a predicted model, not a curated record.
UUUGUUUAUCUCACGGGGUUUCGUGGCCUCAAGAUGAACAGGAAAAGAACUUUUGCUUGGCACUGUGUUUCCUAAAGUUUGCAAUUCCUACGGCAGUUAAAAGGAGUUGAAUUCCGGCCCCGUUUUGUGCGUGUUAGCAAAUAUUCCAACCUCGCGAAGGGUUUCGAAUUUCGGAAGAAGCUACUUAAGAACUUUUGAUGACUCCAAGCAUAAAGAAGAAACGCAUGCUUGUGUUGUCUUGAUGAGGGAGCGCCUUUGGCUAAUGGCUGCCUGCUCGGGGAUCGAUCCAUCCCGUGAGAGAGUGCGCGCGCCCACCAGGGAGCAACAGUGUGUGAAGUACGAAUUUCCUCUGGACCGUCCAUCCUGUACCAUCCGACCUCCCCCACCACCAGCAUCACACCACCAAUCUAAGCAGCAUGUGCUCUCCUCCUCCAACGCCGAUGGCUGCUGCGUUUGCCUUUUCACUGGUGGAUUUGGCGGAACACCAAAAAGAGGCUCUUCUUCCGCGAUGGAAAAAUACGCGCCUGUGUGUGGCCGGUGGUCUUUCUUUAUACGAUGGCCCCUCUCAGGUUAAGGCCUUUCGUUUCCAUCUGUGAAGAGAAGAGUGUUGCUCCAUAACGGCGGGUGUGUAUGCUUGCUACAGGGAAGGAACGACGAGACGACGGCGGCCGCGGGACAGACACACUGGACUGGACAAUUGCUGGAGGAUAGCAGCAGCAGAAGGAGGGAAGAGCGCACACAAACAUGGCAGCAUCCCAGACGGUCGUCGGCUCCGGGAACGGCGGGACACAGUCUGGACUGCGGGAGUUCGUCGAAGGAUGGACGUUGGCCCAGACGCUUGGCGAAGGAGCUUACGGAGAGGUGAAGCUGCUGAUUAACCGACAGUCCGGUGAGGCGGUAGCGAUGAAGAUGGUCGACCUGAAGAAGCAUCCGGAUGCGGAAAGCUCGGUCAAGAAGGAGGUGUGCAUACAGAAAAUUCUUCAGCAUCAAAACAUUCUCAAGUUUUUCGGCAAACGCACGCAGGGUGACAUCGAGUACAUCUUUCUCGAGUACGCUGCCGGUGGUGAGCUGUUUGAUCGAAUCGAGCCCGACGUUGGGAUGCCACUUCCCGAGGCACAGCGGUACUUCAAUCAACUGUUGGCCGGUGUCGAUUACCUGCACACGCGAGGAGUGGCGCAUCGCGAUCUGAAGCCGGAAAACCUGCUGCUGGACGAGCACGACAACGUGAAGAUAUCGGACUUCGGGAUGGCCACCAUGUUUAGAAUGAAGGGCCGGGAGCGGCUGUUGGACAAGAAGUGCGGUACGCUACCGUACGUGGCACCCGAGGUGCUGGUCAAACCGUACCGUGCAACACCGGCCGACCUGUGGUCCUGCGGAAUCAUCCUAGUCACAAUGCUUGCUGGAGAAUUACCAUGGGACCAGCCGUCGUCCGGAUGUGCGGAGUAUCUCUGCUGGAAGGAAAACAAGUACACUACCUCAACGCCCUGGUGCAAGCUGGACACGCUCACGCUGUCGCUGUUGCGCAAGAUUCUCGUGGCCAAUCCUGCCCAACGGUUAACUCUCGACAAACUGCAGGACCACAAAUGGUGCCAGACGCAGUUCCACCUACAAGGCAUUGCCGAUAUAGGUAUGGGCGCCAACAACGGUGUAGGUGGUGCGGGUGCCGGUGGUGCUGGUGGAGGCUGCGAUGUCAUCGACGGGCGGCCGUCGCCACGCGCCAAACGGCUCUGCUCCAAUCAGGACAUCUCGAGCCCGCUGGAUGAUUCCAUCUCGCGCAUGUGCCAUUCGCAACCCGUCCCAAUGACCGUGCACACCGAGAUGAACGGUGUGGAGGAAGCGAUCGAGGCCCGGAACGGGUUCUGCUUCUCGCAGCCAACCAUGCUGGACGAUCUGAUCCUGUGCACGCAGCUCAACCCGACGCAGAGCGUUGGCACGCAGCAGCAGCAGCAGAAUCCGUUCCAGCGGCUCGUUCGGCGCAUGACCCGCUUCUUCGUGUCGACGCGCUGCGACGAAACGCUGAAACGGUUAUCGGCCGUGCUGGAAAAGCUUGGCUACGGCUGGAAAUCGAACGACGAGGGCGUGAUUACGAUAUCGACGAUCGAUCGGCGGAAGCUGCAGCUGAUCUUUAAGGCGAACAUCGUCGAGAUGGAUGGUAAGAUCCUGUGCGACUUUCGGCUGUCGAAGGGCUGCGGGCUGGAGUUUAAACGGCGGUUCAUUAAGAUUAAGCAAAGCCUGGCCGAUAUCGUGAUGAAGGGCCCGGUCACCUGGCCGAUCGCGAUCGCGACCAACUCUGUGCCUUAAGGAGGAGGGGGAGGGGAGAGGAAUUGUUUGUUUGUUUUGUGUAUGGAUAAAACACAGACAUAAACGCGCUCAUUCAGGAUUCAUACGAAGGAUUCAGAAGGUCAGAAGGGGACAGAGGGGAAGAGGGGAUAGUUAUUUUAAAGUGUUGUAUUAUAGCUGCGAAAGAAUAUCGCACGAAACGAAGAUGUAGAUGUGGUGUGGUUGGGAGAGUUGAUGGGUAAAUAGGAAUGAAUGUGUUCGAAACACUGACUCUGAUACGCUCUGUGAGCGCACGAAUAUUAUAACGUCCUCUUUCUAGUGCCAAACAAAGUUGUGUACCGGUUUAUAAAGGGAAGACAACAUCCGGAAACGGAUGACCGACAUUAUUGAGAGAGAAUCAUUGUUUUUUUUUGGCUGGCUAACCAAGAGAGUGAGAGUGCAGAUGGAUCAUUUAAUACGUUUUUGGUGAGAGCCACCAGCGUGUGUAGCGCGCCUUUUUUACAAUUCCUUCACUACACUAUCCGCAUCGAAAUGCACGCGAAGAAGAAACUGUGUAAACUUUACAUCUCCUAGAGCUUCCUUCCAAGUUUUGUACACAGAAUAUAAGACGCGACACACAACGCGCUUAGUUAAGCAACAGAGUUUGUGGUGCGGGUGACACGGUUGUGUUGCGUUAAAAUACACGACACAUGUUUUUUCUAUACGACAAUAUGUAUGAUGUACUUUAAAAUCCUCGUGACAGCACCUUUUACUGUAAGCAAAAGAGCACAACAAAACACGUUAGAACGACAGAAGACAGACAGCUGCAUUUAUUGAGAGUGGGAAGAGUGUUGAGCAAUCACCAUGAGAAGAGGAUCUGUGGCAGAGGAUGGAUAGUUGAGUUCUCGACAAAGAUAGGUGCUAAAGAGGUGACGACGGAGCAUUAUUCAGUUGAAAUUUGUGCUGUGGAAUUAUAUAUGUAUGUGUGCGUGUAUGGUUGACAUUCAGGGUAACUAAUGGAAAAGAGAUUUUUCAUUGCUUUAGAGUUUAGAGAGAGAGAGAGAGCACCACAACCGCGCGUUUGCGCUCGAACGUAUUAGUAUUCGUUUACCUCUGCUUUAUUGGUUUGAUAUUUACUCACCCGUGUUCAGUGCGGUUUAAUUAUUUUAUCUGUUUAUUUCCAUUUCCAUUUCCUUGCUCUCGUUCGUUUCUUCUUUUAACGAUUAUACAACAAACUAUCCAUUUUUGUUAAGUUAAUUGAAACGUUUAUUGCUAGAUUUUUACAUGCACUACACAGCACACACAAAUUAAAUCUCUUAUUUCUUCUCUCUUCAUCGCUAUAUAUUUUAACUCGAUGUGUUUUUACACUACUAAUCUAUCUUUUGAUGAUGAAUCUUUUUUUAAAUAAGAAUAAUGAAUAAAAAAUGAAUUUGUUAUGGUAAA